AUGCUUUGGGGAAUUAUUCAUUCCAACAGCAGCCUUUUCCUCCUUCGCCAUCUCCAGACUCUAAUCCUCUCAUUGGACAAUGAUUUCAGAGGCUCCACCAUUCCCCCUGAAUUUGGUACGCUUACAGAUUUGUUGCACCUUGAAGUCUGGUCUGCUAAUUUUGCAGGGGAUAUACCACUCGAAAUAUCCUACCUAUCUAAGCUUCAAACACUUGAAGUUUAUAGUGGAAAUCAACAACUGAGACUAAACACAUCUACCUCUAAAAGAAUUGUCACAAACCUAACCAACCUCCAAAACCUCACUCUGGCUGAUGUUGAUAUGUCUCGUAUUGAUCUUUGCUUCUUUGAUGAAUUUGUCAUCUUCUUUGAUAUCCCUUUGCUCUUUUACUGUGGGCUGCAAGGGAAUUCACCCAAUACCAUUUUCCACCUACCAAAACUCGAAAUCCUUUACUUAAAUUCUCUACCUAAAUAUAACUGGAGCUAUUCACUCAGGAUAUUGGAUCUUUCUGGAACAAAUUUCUCAAUAGAUAUACUUGAUCCAACUAGAAAUUUGAAGUCAUUGGACGGAUUGUACCUUAGCAACUGCAGUUCUAUCUAUUCCAAACACUCGGCAAACCAUAGCAUUUUGCCUAAUUUAUAUUCUCUGUAUUAUCUUAAUCUUUCUCACAAUUUUCUGACAAAUAUAGAGAGAAUUCCAUGGAAAAACCUGCAAUUUCUCGAUCUUCACUCCAACAUCCUUCAUAGACAUCUUCCAAUUCCACCACCAUCCGUUGAAGUCUUUUCUAUAUCACACAAUCAACUGAUGGGGGAGGUACCUUCACUGAUUUGCAACCUUAGUUCCCUUGAAGUUCUUGAUUUGGCUAAUAAUGGUUUGAGUGGGAAACUGCCUCCAUGUAUUGGAAAUUUAAGUGGCAGUCUCUCAGUUUUGGAUAUACGAAUGAAUAAGUUUCAUGGAACAAUUCCUAGAAAAGUAUUUGCAAAGGAAAACAUACUAAGGAAUCUGAACUUGAAUGGAAAUGAAUUUGAAGGUUCAUUGCCGCGAUCUUUGCUCAACUGUAAGAAGUUGGAGGUUUUGGACAUUGGAAACAACCAUAUAAAUGGUAUGUUUCCCCACUGGUUGGAGUCUCUUCCAAUGCUGCAGGUUCUUAUUUUGAGAUCCAACAAAUUUUAUGGCUCCAUUGCUAAUCCCAUGGCUCGAUUUCCUUUCAGAAAGUUGCGGAUUUUGGACCUGGCCAACAAUGAGUUCAGUGGUAAAUUGCCAGUAAAAUAUUUUGGAAGUUUGAUGGCAAUGAUGGAAGCAAAUACCACUAAAUUGGAAUAUAUGGGAGAAAACUAUUACCAAGAUUCUGUAUCUGUGGAGAUGAAAGGCAUCUUUAUUGAACUAGUGAAAAUUCAAACUAUUUUCACUACCAUUGAUCUCUUCAGAAAUAAUUUUGAGGGAGAGAUUUUGAAAUUGCUUGGGAACCUCAGAUCACUCAAAGGCCUUAACUUUUCUCAUAAUAAAUUGAUGGGUUCUAUUCCUCCAUCGUUUGCAAACCUAAGCGGACUUGAAUGGUUAGACCUCUCCUCAAAUCAGUUUGUUGGUGGGAUUCCUCAACAAUUGGCAAAUAGAUUGGUUGGACCAAUUCCUCGAGGGAACCACUUUGAGACAUUCGACAGUACCUCCAAUAUUGAUGAGGCACAUCAAGAAGGUGAUGUGCAUGAGCAAACAAAUGAGUUUGACCUCUGGAAGAUAGUAGUGAUGGGCUAUGGAUGUGGAGUGGUGAUUGAAAUAUCAAUUGGAUACAUGGUUCUUUCAGAUAGAAGAAUUGCUUUGUUUUUGGGAAAGCUUGGAGGUGAUCGAUGGAUUCAAAGAAUCAGAUGGUGA
Molecule: messenger RNA, 1866 nt
Organism: Ziziphus jujuba (common jujube)
Lineage: Eukaryota; Viridiplantae; Streptophyta; Magnoliopsida; Rosales; Rhamnaceae
Product: receptor-like protein 32
Exons: 3
Coding region: 1-1866 (621 amino acids)
Molecular function (GO): protein binding
Source: RefSeq, a predicted model, not a curated record